Messenger RNA from Monodelphis domestica (gray short-tailed opossum), 7646 nucleotides. It is a transcript of the gene SPHKAP, whose product is annotated as SPHK1 interactor, AKAP domain containing. Gene Ontology annotation, molecular function: protein kinase A binding. The record is from RefSeq and is a predicted model, not a curated record. Gene Ontology annotation, cellular component: mitochondrion; cytoplasm. Lineage: Eukaryota; Metazoa; Chordata; Mammalia; Didelphimorphia; Didelphidae.
AAACCGAAAACAUUCCUUUAGAUGGCAGGCAAAGAAAAUUCCGAAGGGGAGAGAAGAGAAUGAUGUAUGAAAAGUCAAUAUACAUAAAUAUUGGUGGGAGUGCGAGAGUGAAAUAAAGGGGAAGGGGAAAUUAUUUAAGGUGUUAAGUUAAGGGUUCGUGUGCAGGAGUGGGAGAGAAAAAGAAUAGAGAGCAAGGGAGAAAAGGAGAAAGACGAGGAAAGGUGGGAAGGACUGUGACCAUUUGUGAUAGGGAGUACAGGAAGGGCCUAUGACAGGAGAAUAGGGGAUUGCUGGAAAAUGACAAGCUUCUGUGACUAGAGAGAGAGGACUGGACAGGGAAGAAAAACACACACACACACACACACGCACGCACACACACCACGCAACACACACAACCCUGCGAGUCAGCAAGAGCUUGUGGGAGGAGAAGAUAAUCAGAGGGAGGGAUUUGGAGAUGAGUAUGGGAUCCGUAACAUUGUGAGCAGCUGGGCUGAGAGCAGCACAGAGCUCCUGGAGAGCCAUGGGAGGAGGACAGCCUCUUGCUUUCUGGCGGCUUCUCUCCACCUCUCCCCUGACACCGCCAUCCAAGUGAAGGAUUCAUCGUCCUCUGCCGGCACUCUUCCCCGCCUCCCUUUUCUCCCUACGAUGGCUGGCAAUUCCCUCCUGACAGUUCCAAGCAACUUUGAAUCCUCAUUAAUGUGUGAAGUUUCUGAGCAACAGUGCAGUGGCACAGAAAGUUCGGGAAGCAGUUUGGGGAGCUCCGUCACAGCCUGUAAGAAGGUCCUUUGCAGUAAUAGCCUCCUGGAAUCUACAGACUACUGGCUACAGAACCAAAGGGCCCCAUGCCAAAUCGGGUUUGUGGAAGACAAGUCUGAAAACUGUGCAUCCGUGUGCUUUGUAAACCUGGAUGUCACUAAAGAAGACUGUAACAAUGAGCACCUGCGACAGAAAUUGGUCAAUGUAUCACCAGAUCUCCCAAAACUUAUCAGUUCCAUGAAUGUCCAACAACCAAAGGAAAAUGAGAUUGUGCUUUUGAGUGGAUUAUCUUCUGGAAACCUCCAAGCUGAUUUUGAAGUUUCUAAGUAUCCUUGGCUGCCAGACAUAUGCCUUGUUCAAUGUGCAAGGGGGGACAGACAAAACAGUACCAACUGUAUCAUCUUUGAAAUCAAUAAAUUUCUGAUCGGCCUCGAGCUGGUACAGGAGAGACAACUACACCUGGAAGCCAAUGUCUUCAAGGUGGAGGAUGACACCAACUGCUCUGUGUCCUCCAUAGAAGAGGAUUUUCUCACUGCAUCAGAACAUUUAGAGGAUGAGAGUGAAGUGGAUGAGUAUAAAAAUGGUUAUGAAAAUGUAAAUAUUUCAUUCAAUAUUGCAGAAAGUAAGAAGUCAAAGGGAGCUACUCAGGGAGAUCUGAAUUACAAAAAGGGCAAAUUACGUUAUGCUUUUGAAGAAAAUUCGAUUUGCAAAGAAAAUGCCAUUUCACACAAAUCUUCAAGGUAUCUGGAAGGAACAUUGAAGAAAGCAGUUGAAGUCAUUUUGCCCAAUACAGAUCAAUCAAUCCAGCAACCACGAAAGAAAGGAGAUAUUUCUGAAGAAGAGGGGCCAGCCACUAGUAUUUUUGCAGAAAGCUCUAAAGGUCCAGUAGAAAGUUCUCAUGCCUUGCAAUCUUCCCAUAAGAGACAUUUGGAGAGAAUGGUUAAAGAAGAACUAUCAUCUGUAUGUGAUACCCCCUCAAAACAUAACAGAAACCAAGAUCCUGAAGAGGGUCUGAAAAACGAAGAACAAUUUCAUCCUCCUCUACAAAAUGAGGGCAGAACAACUGGUGAGUAUGCAACCAAUCUGGCAGAAUCUGUCCUACAAGAUGCAUUUAUUAGACUGUCCCAAUCUCAACCAAUAUGUCCUAUUAAUGCUGUGGCAAAUGCUCCCAGGGAAAAUGCUUUGAUUUCAGAAGGCUGCACUGCAGAAGACCUCGAGCUCCCUAGGUCAUGGCAAGAACUUCCCAAAAUAGUCAUUGUGCAGAGUCCAGACUACAGUGAAGCUAUAUCUGAAUGGCCUGGGACAAACCCCUCAAGCCUCAGCCACUGCCCACAAUCUGAUCCUUCAGUGGGAAUUUCAGGUGAACUUAAUGAAGCAAAAUCCACCAUAUCUCCCCAAAGUGCUCUAGAAGUGGCUUUAGCUUGUGCUGCUACUGUAAUUGGAACUAUUUCCAGUCCUCAGGCCACUGAAAGAUUCAGAUUGGAGCAAGAAAACUCAGCAGUUAAUGGUCAAAUGCUGGGGAAUGAGGAGCUUCAAAAACAAACCACUCAAGUACCUAAGGACCCUACAAGCAUGGAAUAUUCAUUUCCAUCAGCCCUGUGUGGCAUGACUCAGGUAGCCAGUGCUGUUGCUGUCUGUGGUCUUGGGGAAACUCAAGAAGAUAAGUAUCCUGUGGCAUCAAGCGGUCUCUUGGCUGCAGCAGAGGCCUCAGCAGCAGUCACCCUCCAUGGUAGCAUAGCCAUGGGCAGUAGCAUGGAGACCUUGAACAAAAGCAUUGCAGAGACCCUUCUCAAGGAGGCAUCUGUGGUUUUGACUAAGCCUAAUGCCUAUAGCAGUGUUGGAUACUUUAUGGAGUCAAUGAACAGAAGGAUUGUUGAAAUUAUGUCCAAGCCUCAAAUCUCUUGCUCAGACAACAUCCUUGGGGAUGAACUAGCAGAGGAUUUAUCCAGUAUAAUCCUAAAGCACUCACUUGAAGAAGCAAACCAGAAAAUGAAAAUGACUGAUUUUGAGACCCCUGGGGUUCAAGAUCAGAAUACCCAGGACAUCCUUAUGGAAACUGUAAAUGAACUGCUUUUCAAUGUGAUAUAUUUCACUUUCAAGAAGAUGAGCAAUAUCACACAGUUCAGUGAGCAUCCCCCCAUCUUUUCUAAGGAGCACAACAGAUGGAGAAGUACAGAAAUAGACCAUCAACUAACAGAGACAGCAGCUACUCAGACAGCCCAGAGAGCUCUUGAUUACUCCAAUGGUAGCACGAUUAAUAAUUUGUACAAUGCUGGUGCUGUCAAAGAUCUUGGAGGUGUCAUGCCACCAAAGAAUGUUAAUAAUGGCAGAGGAAUGUCAAACAUUUUUGAAAGCCCCAUACUUCAGUCAGAACUGCCUUUUAAUAACUAUGCCUAUAAUUCAUUGGCCACAAAAACAUCCCCUAAGAAAAGAUUCCCAAAACAAACCACUGGAGAUUACCACAGAGAUCCUAAUCAUAGAUUCAGUCACAAUAGGAAUGGACUCAGAUCCUUUUCAGAUCCGUUACCAGGCAGUGGGAUGAAAGAAAUGAUAGAUGGUGAGUUCAACAUCAACACCCAAGAAAAAUGCAAUACUGAAGUUCAAAUUAGCCUGUCUCAAUUAGGGAGCAACUUAAUGCUUCCAUCUCAACCCAUGCUACAGGUUAAAUGUUCAACAGAUAACUACUGUGUAAUAGACUUUGCUGAAGAAUUAGCAGAAACGGUUGUCUCCAUGGCAACAGAAAUAGCUGCAAUCUGCCUGGAUAAUUCAAAUGGAAAACAACCCUGGUUUUGUGCCUGGAAAGGGGGAAAUGAAUAUCUGAUGACACCAAGCUUGUCCUGCCGAAGCCUGAAAAGAAAGAAGGAAACACAGGCCAACGGAUCCAUUGUAAGGAAGCACAAACCCCCUCGACUUAGUGAGAUAAAAAGAAAAACUGAUGAGCACCCUGAACUCAAAGAGAGGCUAAUGAACAGGGUCGUCGAUGAGUCUAUAAAUCUUGAUGAUGUCCCAGACUCUGUCAAUAUCUUUGCAAAUGAGGUGGCUGCCAAGAUUAUGAACCUGACAGAGUUUUCCAUGGUGGAUGGAACUUGGCAAGCUCAGAAUCAUCCCCGAAACAGAUUACUAGGUGAAAGGCUAAAUCGUGUGAAAGCGUCUAGCUGUGAAAGCAUCCCUGAAGAGGAUUCAGACUCCCGAGGCUUUGCAAACAGCCGUGGUUUAAUGAAUACCUUGAGUCAGCCAGUCAGCAGAGCCAGCUCUGUCUCCAAACAGUCCAGCUGUGAGAGCAUUACAGAUGAGUUUUCCAGGUUCAUGGUGAAUCAAAUGGAAAAUGAAGGGAGAGGAUUUGAUUUACUCCUGGAUUACUAUGCUGGCAGGAAUGCAAGUACCAUCCUAACCUCAGCUGUUCAGCAGGUAUCUCGAAAGAAUGGACAUCUCAGUGUGAAGCCCAGCUGCCCCUCUAAGCAAUCCAGCACAGAAAGCAUAACAGAAGAGUUCUAUAGGUACAUGCUAAGGGACCUUGACAGAGACAGCAGAGAUAGCAUAUCUUCUAACAGAAGCAGCAGAGACUGGGGUUCCAGUUUGCUACCUCCUUCGCCGCGGUCCCCAUUUUGUUACAGACAGUUCUCUGUACCAGAAAACAGGUCAUCCUGUGGCAAGCUAACAGUGAAUGCUCCAGUCAAGGCAAACUCUCUGGAUGGCUUUGCUCAGAAUGGCCAGCAAGACUUUUUAAGCGUUCAGCCAGUCAGCAAUGUGUCUUCAUCAGGCCUUUGCAAGUCUGACUCUUGUUUAUAUCAGAGAGGGAAGACAGACCAAAUCACAAGCAUGUUAAUUCAUGAGACGUGGACAAACUCCAUUCAAGCCCUUAUGCAAAAAAACAAAAUCAUAGCAGAUGAGACAGAAGCAACAGAUGCCGAUCCUGUUUCAAGAGGUUCUCCCUGUCACAUAAAACAGUAUGCUAACAGAUUAGGUACAAGCAUUGAGGAGAAUGGAAACAUUAUGCUAGUGGUUCAUCAGGAUUCCCCCGCUUGCACAAAUAAAGACUCAGCAACAGAAAACAGACAUCUUCCCACUGCAGCUGCAAACCAAGCAGCUACUCCUCUGGAACAAAUACAAGGGGGAUGUAAAAAAGAACAUUUCGCCAGCCAUCACACUGGUCUAGGGUGUCACGCAGGUCCGACCUCUUGCUCAAGGGAAGUGCCUCUGAUUCAGAUUGAAACUGAUCAAAGGGAAGAUCUUACUGAAGAAUCAGAAGUCAUUAUUCCCCAGAACAUCUGCACUGUGGAAGCAAAAGGUGACGAUGUGAACAGAGAAAAGGAUCCUGAAAUGGACAGUGGGAGAAACACAGCUGCAAGCUCCAUCACAAACAACAGUGCCGACUUUAAUACUGAAAAUGUUCCUGACCCUGAAAAUCCUGUGGAAGUUCGAACCCCAGAGGAGUCCUUGAACCCUCAUAGCAGCAGUGAUGAAAGCACAGGCAGCUGGUCACAGCUGGUCAAUGAUGAAGACAACCCUGAUGAUACAAGUAGCUAUUUGCAGCUCAGUGAGAGAUCCAUGAGCAAUGGCAACAGUAGUACCACUAGCAGUCUUGGCAUUAUGGAUCUGGAAAUUUAUCAGGAAAACUUGCCAUCUUCUCCCAUGAUUAAUGAACUGGUAGAAGAAAAGGAAUGCCUUAAAGAAUCAUCAGAAAACAUAGAUGACUGUACUUCUAAAUUGUCUGUGGGAACAGCCAGCUGCCAAAGAAACCUUUUGGUGAUAAAUUUUGACCUGGAGCCAGAGUGCCCUGAUGCAGAACUUCGUGCCACGCUGCAAUGGAUUGCAGCCUCAGAACUUGGAAUUUCCACCAUCUACUUUAAGAAAUCUCAGGAAAACAGAGUUGAAAAGUUCCUGGAUGUUGUACAGCUAGUUCAUCAGAAGGCCUGGAAGGUGGGUGAUAUAUUUCAUGCUGUGGUCCAAUAUUGCAAGCUGCAUGAGGAGAGAAAGGAGGUGAAACCAAGCCUCUUUGACUGGCUGCUGGAGCUGGGAUAAGGCAACUGACUUGCAAAGUCUUUUCAUCUUUUAUUCUAACUUUGGUUAUAGUAGUUUGUGCAAUGCUAUGAAACUUCCCAAAUCAUUAGCAUAAUUAUUUUUUUAAUCUGCUCCUAAAGUCUGUUACACACAGAUAUGCUCAAAAAAAUAAUGAAAUUAAAAUAAGUUUUUAUUCAUUAUUAGAACCUGUGGGUGAGUUUUGAAAUAUAGUGCUUUAGAACAUACUGUAUUAAAAGGGAAAUUCUUUUUUUGUGCUGACAUAAGUAAGCUUGUGCAUAAGCUUUAACCAAAUGAAGAUUGUUGUGGCUUCAGAUUUUUAUAAUAAAAUGUCAUGUGGAAUAUCUUUCUUUACAUGAAUCAACUGAAAAUUAAAAUUGGUCAAGAGUUUUAUAAAUAAUGAUCUCGAUUUCAUGUAUCAUAGUCAAUCAGGACCAACUAAUUAAGAAAUGAUGGCAGAGGUUUUAGGUCUCUAUUAAUGGAUUGAGCUCCAGACUUGGAAUCAGAUAGAUUCUUCUUCCUUAGUUCAAAUCCAGUCUCAGACACUUAUCUGUGUGACCCUGGGCAAGUCAUUUAACCUUGUUUACUCCCAUUCCCUUAUUUGAAAAUGAGCUGGAAAAGGAAAUGGCAAACUGAUUCUUUUUGCCAAGAAAACCUCAUAAGGGGUCAGGAAGAGUAGGACAUGACUAAAACAUGAACCAAGCAACAAAACAAGUCUCAAUGUGUUACCUUUUUCAGAUCUAUUUCUGUAGACUUUACCCAUAAUAUUUCCAAGGCUUUCCACUAAGAUUUCUAUGUCUUCAGUGUAAUCUGCCAACAAAUGUUGCCCCUCCCCUAAAGCAACUGAAAACUUCUCUAAUUAUAAAAACACAAGUAUUUCAGAGUAAAAUAUUGCUUUCUCUAAAUAACUUUACACUAUACAAUCUGUAUUUUAGAUUUAAGAUUUAAGAAGAACCUUAUUAGAAAAACCUCUUUGAGGAAAUUGCCUCCAAGUUUCACUUUUAUUUUUUUAUUGAAGAAAAGGAAAGGGUUUUGACCUCCAUACUGAGUGGCUCAUUUUGAAUAUGAAUUUUUUGAUAGAGUAUAUGCCAUAUUGUGCUGCUUCCAAGGCAUUCAUGUAACUGGUAUAAUGUCAUAUGCUAGUGCUGACAUGACCAGUUUGUAGCACAUGCUUAAUUAUUGAUUCUCCUGACUCUGCCAACCUUGGAAUUAAAAAAAAAAAAAUCUUGUCAUCUUUAGAAACUUUAGAAAACAAAUUUGUUGCCAUGGGAAACAAGAGUAUCCAUCUUUCCACAACAAUCUUCUUAUAAUAAGAUUAUUGUCUCUGUUCCACCAUGAAAAGUAAAAUAUUCCCUAACUUUUAUUUUCAUGCUCAAAGUUUCUCAAAAUAAUUCUUAAAAUAUUCUUCUUUUGCACUAGUUUUUGAAGAUUCUGAAGUUUUUUUAAAAAGGAUGAAAAAGAACCUAUAAUCAAAAUUAUUGCCCCAAAGCCCAUUUCUAUCCAAGUUCAUGUUGAAAUGGGAAAAAAAGGUUCCCUGCCUGCCAUUCUUUCUCCAGAGCUUCUUUAACUUAACUAAUCAGGCCCAUUUAAUGGUCCCAGCUGAUUCAGAUCACAGAAUUCACAUUAUUCCAUGUUCAAAUCAAAAUUGUUCCCAGGAUCACAAACCAAAAGUACUUUGUCCCAAGAAACAGAAAGGAGUGUUUUUCUUUUUCAGACUCUUAAUAACUGUAUGUAACCUUUAUUGUGAUUGAAUAAAUGUUUACUUAUCUUACAAAGCACAAAUUAUAUGACUGGACUGUAAAAGUGUGAUGCUAUUAAAUAUGUUAUAUUUAAUGUUGCAAAUCAAUCAGAAAUAAAUUUAUGUUACAGAA